This is a messenger RNA of Cyprinus carpio (common carp), 7854 nucleotides long. RefSeq names its product mediator of RNA polymerase II transcription subunit 13-like. Gene Ontology annotation, cellular component: mediator complex. NCBI's taxonomy places the organism in Eukaryota, Metazoa, Chordata, Actinopteri, Cypriniformes, Cyprinidae. Gene Ontology annotation, molecular function: transcription coregulator activity. Gene Ontology annotation, biological process: regulation of transcription by RNA polymerase II. The record is from RefSeq and is a predicted model, not a curated record.
ACACACACACACACACUCGCACGCGGGCGCGCGCUCAGCGUUGCUGUAUGAGCCAUGCGUGAACAAUACGCGCUCAAACUGGAGUCAUUUCAACACCGCUGCGUGUUUGUGUGGAUGAUUAUUGGCGAAUGGACGGUCUUUAUAAUGUGUGACUGGCGUCGUUGUUUCGUCAUGGCCUCUCAGAGAAAAGAGGAAGAUGUGCUCACUGCUCACUUUAGUCUGUGAGGAGGAAAUCUGAAGGAUUUUAAUGCUCUGUUUCAGUGUGUGUGUGUGAUUAAAGUGAAAGCUGCGUGUGAUCAUGUGCGUGUGUGUGACAUCUGACCGAUUCUUCAUUUCACUGUCAACCGGAUGAUCCGAAACUUCACGAGCGUCAGUCUGUCGUGUUGUGGAUUAACGUUAUAUGAUUUAUGGACGCUUCGUCUGUCAUGGAUUAAAAAAAAACCACUCCAGACUGAAAAUGAUUCGGUUCGGACCGAUUACGGAUUUAAUCCAGUGAGAAAUUAUAAAGCAGAAGAUUCACAUACGCACAUGUUUAUUGCUUUGGUUCAUCUGAUCUUCUGAUGUUCGGCGUGGAUUCUGCGGACAACUGCGAUUAAUUGUGAUGUUCGGCUCUGAUCGGCUUUAAUCGGGAUGUUCGGCUCCGGAUGAUUAUGACUACAGCAGCGAACUGGGUGGCGAACGGGGCGAGUUUAGAAGACUGUCAUUCCAACCUCUUCUCUCUGGCAGAGCUGACGGGCAUUAAAUGGCGCUGCUACAGUGCUGGCGGUCUGGGGUACGGGCCAGGCAUUUCGGCUCCAGCACAGGACGACCCUGUCCUGCGCAGCUUCAUGCAGUGCGUUCGUGCAAACCUGCUGUGUGUGUGGCGACGCAAGAUCAAACCGGAUGCCAAAGAGCUCUGGAUCUUCUGGUGGGGUGAAGAACCAAACCUGACUGACAUCAUCCACCGUGAGCUGGAGGUGGUGGAGGAGGGAUUGUGGGAAUGUGGCCUGUCAUACGAGUGCCGGACACUGCUUUUCAAGGCUAUUCACAAUCUGUUGGAGAGAUGUUUGAUGGAUAAAGAUUUUGUUCGCAUUGGGAAGUGGUUUGUCAAGCCAUACAAGACUGAGGAGAAACCCCUCAGCAGCAGUGAGCACCUGUCGUGCUGCUUCUCAUUCUUCCUGCAUGGCGACAGCAGCGUGUGCACCAGCGUGGAGGUUUCACAGCAUCAGCCGCUGUAUCAUGUGACAGAGGAGCACGUGCGUCUGGCUCAGAGCCGCUCACUGCAGGUGGUGUUGAGUCCGUACGGCCUGUGCGGGGCGCUGACGGGUCGGGCGUUUAAGAUGAGCGACCCUGCGGUGCGGAAACUCAUGGAGGACUGGAGUCAUUUCUACCCCAUGGUGCUGAAACACAGAGAGACGGAUGGCGCGGAUGGCGACCUGACCUUUGACCCUCACAGUUAUGUUGCACUCGAGGUCAUCGUAGGAGGAGUGCGGAUGGUUUACCCAGAAGUCUUAGUUCUGGUGGCUCAGAGUGACGCACAUGCGCAGGUGUUGCUCAGAGAUUCUUCCAGCUGCGGGACGCCCCUCACCCCACCCACCUCACCGGGACGGCCCUGCUCAGGAGACAGUGGCUAUCAGACGACCAUCUCCAGUGUGUCUAGUCAAGAGAACGCUCCAAACGUCAGCCCAAAGCAUUCUGGGAGGAAGUUGAUGAAUCAGAUGCUCCAUGAGGCCUGGAGGGAAUGUCACAUCAAUCCUCUUCAGUGCAACAGCAGUGUUUCAAACAGCAGUCUAUCUGUGUGGGGAUUCUCCAGCCCGAGAGAGCGAGUCCCUUGUGGCUGCUCCAGGCUGAAGCAGCAGCAGAUGAACAGCACAAGCUCAUCCACCGGCUCCAUCCCUCCACCCUCCACCCAAAAACACAAGUCAGUCGAAAAGCCUGAUAAACCCGAGAAGGGCCCCAGACGUAUGUCUCUGACCCCCUUCCACCACCGAGUGUGUGUGGAUCAGCAGCUCUCCUCUGGGCCGGAGCUCAGCCUGAUCCCUCUGGAUGCUCCUCUCCAGCCUCUGUCAGACUGCAAAUACUCCAAACCUCAGUCCGUCACUAGAAAAGCCCCUGAGUCUCUCGUUCAAUCUCCUGUAUCACCACUGCCGCCCACGCUGAGCCCCCAUCCACGGACACAGGACCCCGAGCUGACGGAGACCCCUGUGGCUGUCCCAGACUGUCUGGAGGGGCCGUCAGUCCCCAUGCAUGUUGAGACGAGUGAAAGUGUGCUGUACGGGAUGCCUCUAGGAACAAAGAAUGCUGCCAAUGAAUGGUGGAGAAGGUACAAGAUUCCCAUGGCAGAUAAUUUGGAGUUUAAACCUCCGGAUCUUUGCUGCGACUCAGAGGAGAACCGGCCACAGAAGGAAGGAGCCGCCCUCAAGAGGCUGUUCACGCAGAUGCAGAAGAGGUUAAAGAUCUCCGAGGAGCAUGUGAGGAGAGACAUACUGCCACAGGCUGAAGCGGACGAUCCUGCCGAUGAUCCGUAUGACUUCAAAGAGGGAGACAUUGAGUACAGCUUCCCUGCCACCAAAAAGCUGAAAGGACUGAGCCAAGACCCAAGCCGCAAAUCUAAGCCAGAGGAAGUGAACGGUAACAGCGUGGUUCCUGAGGGGAAAGACGCCAUGUCCAUCUUUAGUUCAGCCCCAAAGUCAGAAGAGUCAAAUCCAGAUGAAUCAGAUGCCAAAGUAAACCCUCCCUUGACCAGAGAGAAGGAUCUCAUUGUGCUCAUCUCUGACCUAGAGAAUAUCUUUGGGGAGGAGGAAGAUGAACUAGCGGGCACAUAUCCGAACCAACAGUCAGCCAAGUCCGGGUCAGUGGCAGCAGAGGAGCGGCCAGUAGCGGUCGAGGGGAGAGCUCCAGUGCCAUAUCCCUCAACAGUAGCAGAGCUCCAGCGUAUGUUCCCCACACCUCCGUCUUUAGAGCAGCACGCCGCCUUCUCUCCCAUUAUGAUGUACCGCGACACCCCCAGUCAAGAGCCGGCCGGCGCCGCAGUGGCUCAUGAUCAGCCCAGCUGCUCUCAGUCCAACAGCCAGAUCACGGACUUCAAAAUGGACAUGGAGGAAGAAAUGACAGAGGAUGUACUUCCUCUGAUUGGUUGCUCCAUGUAUGCCCCACUGCGUUCCUUACCCAGCCAGUGUUUGACUGCUCUUAAAAUCCCUGAGCACUGCUACUACAGACCAUCCUGGACAGAUAUGACCAAGAUGGAGCAGUACUGCCAGACCACUCAGAAUCCCUUCAGCAGAGACACAUACGUCAGGGGUGCUCUUCUGGAGCAGGACUACACUUCUAUGAACAUGAGCGCUGCCUUCACUGGCACUGCCACAGGCGUCCUACCCUCCCCAUCCGCCUCUCGCUUCUCUGUGCCGACCCCUCGCACCCCCCGUGGCAUGGGUGCGGCCAGUGGACAGGGCUCCGUCAGGCAGGACGGCACUGAACUCAGCUCACCAGCAUCAACCCCCUCCACCAGCGUGCCGCUCAGCUCAGUCGAGCCAUCUGUAUCGGGACCGCUGCUGCCCGAGGCGCACAGUCUCUAUGUUAUACUGCUGCUGUCCGAUUCGGUCCUGGAUAUUUUCAAAGACCGCAACUUUGACAGCUGCUGCAUCUGUGCCUGUAACAUGAAUGUUAAAGGGGCGGAUGUUGGUGUCUAUAUCCCAGACUCCACCUGUGAGGACCAAUACCGUUGCAUGUGCGGCUUCAGCGCGAUUGUAAACCGAAGGCUGGCGCAUGGGGCAGGCCUCUUCCUGGAGGAUGAGCUGGACAUAUUUGGCCGUGGCUCUGAGGCGGGCCAGGCGGCAGAGAGGAGACUGGCACUGUGUAGGCGAGACCCUCCCGGCAGAAGAGCUGAGGAGCAACAGACGCCUGCCUCGGUGAUCGCUCUAUUACAGGAGCAGUGCUCUCAGCCAAUCACAUCCCUGACCUCCCUGCACAAAUCACCCAGCUGUUCCUGUCAUGGCCGCCAGGGGGCACUAUUGCAGAGCUGGGCAGCGGACAGGCUGUGGGUGGACAGCAGUGAUGCGUGUGUGGAGUGUUAUAAUGCGCUGAUGCAGGGACUGCAGUAUGUGGACAACGCAGCUGGAGGAAAGGUGGAACAGGCUACAGUGAGGAGCAGCGCACUGCACACCUGGCCACAGACCAAUGUGUUGGACAUCAGCAAGCUGUCCUCUCAGGAUGUGGUGCGGAUGCUGCUGUCCCUCCAGCCAUUCCUGCAGGAUGCGAUCCAGAAGAAGAGGUCGGGCAGGAGUUGGGAGAAUAUCCAGCAUGUUCAGGGUCCUCUCACAUGGCAGCAGUUCCACAAGAUGGCUGGACGAGGUUCUUAUGGUUCUGAGGAAUCCCCAGAGCCUCUGCCGAUCCCCAGUGUGCUGCUGGGAUACGAUCGAGAUUUUCUGUCUCUGUCUCCGCUUGCUCUUCCCUUCUGGGAGAAGUUUCUGCUGGAGCCGUAUGGAGGUCAGAGGGAUGUGGCCUUCCUGGUACUGUGUCCCAAUUAUGAUGCCCUGCUCAGCAGUGCCAAAGCUUUCUUCCAGGAGCUCAGUGCUGUCUAUGAGACGUGUCGGCUGGGGAAACACCGUCCACUAGCACGGGUGUCCAGAGAUGGGAUUGUCCCAGUGGGAUCAGUGGAGUGUGAGGAGGAGACAGAUGAUCAGUGGCUCUCAGGGCUCUGGGCUGGACAACAGGAGGAAAACCUCAACAAACUCAAACUCUACAAACACAUCUGCAGACACACACUCGGGCCGCAGCUCUCCACCCUGAUUCUGGAUAGUGGCCUCCUCCUCCCUCCAAAGCCUCCACCUGCUUCUGAUCCUCUCACCCCGCCAGCAUCCACCCAACAACCUGUAUCCGCUGAUGGAGACAACAACUCAGGAAACACCCCUAACCCCACCUGCGGUGCCACAUGCCAGUCCAGCGGUGCAGAACCGGGACAGGUAGUUACGGGUGACUCAAACACCACACCAUCAGCAGAGAGUGCCGAGAGCUCAGCAGAGAGGGACCGGAUUGGCAUUCCUACAGGGGCGGAGUCAGCGGACAGCCACGCACACCCACCAGCCAUCGUGCUUUAUGUGGUGGAUCCCUUCCUGUGCUCGGGGGCGGGGUCAGGAGAUGAAGAGGGCGGGGAGGAUGUGGAUGUGGGCAACGUAUGGCUUUUAGCGCUGCUGCGCUGCUACACAGAUAUGCUGAGUGCGCUGCCAGAGAGCAUUCAGCCUGCACUAGUGCUACAGGUGUUGCCGUGUCAGCAUCUGUUGCAGCCGGCCAGCGGAGAGAGUCCUGAAUACCUGCAGCACCUGCGAUCCCUGGCUUUUUCCACAUACUCACAGAGUCGCCGUCUGUUACCCAGACAGACGCACAUCAGGUCCCUCACCGGAUUUGGCCCCGCGUCCACCGUACAAUCAGUGCUCAAGAGCCCAGAGAGCCCCAGUGUCAUGCGUCUGUAUUCUCCGCCCUUCAUCCUGGGUCCGACGCGCAGUAAACAGUCUGAGGUGGGUGACGUGUGUUCAGACGCUCCCUCACGCUGUAACGUGCUGUUCGUGGGAUACUGUCUGUCACAUGACCAGCGCUGGAUCCUGGUGUCCUGCACAGAUCAGCAGGGGGAGCUGCUGGAGACCUGCGUCAUCAACAUUGACGUGCCCAACAGAGCCCGGCGGCCCAAGUUUUCUCCUCGUAAAAUUGGCCUCCAGAAGUUAUGGGAAUGGUGCGUGGGCAUUAUUCAGAUGACAUCGCUGCCAUGGAGGAUCGUGAUUGGCCGUUUGGGAAGACUGGGCCACGGGGAACUGAAAGACUGGAGUGUGCUGCUGGGCGAGCAUUCACUGCAUUCUACUGGCCGUCAGCUGCGGGAGGCGUGUCUUAUGUGCGGUUUGUCCACUGCUGAUUCGCCAUCCAUUCUCAGCGCCUGCCUGGUUUCCAUGGAGCCGCAGGGAUCUUUUGUGGUGAUGCCAGAUGCGGUUACGAUGGGCUCAGUGUUCGGCCGCAGCACCGCGCUCAACCUGCAGACGUCUCAGCUCAACACUCCUCAGGAUGCGUCCUGCACGCACAUCCUGGUCUUUCCCACCUCCUCCACCACACAGGUGGCACCCAGCACUUACCCCGCCGAAGACAACCCCGAUGACAUGUUCGGCUUGCCUUUCCCUGAUGAGCUGGAGAGUGACAUCGGCCAUGAUGACAUGAUGCUGCUGACAGGAACGCUGCACCCGUCACCCAACACGUCCCCCGUCCCGUCGCCUGGAUCACCAUCUGGCCUGGGCUCCGGAUCACACUUCCAGCACACACGGAGUCAGGGUGAGCGCCUUCUGUCCCGGGACGCUCCAGAAGAGCUGAAGCAGCAGCCGCUGGCUCUGGGAUACUAUGUGUCCACAGCUCCGGCUGACAGCCUACCGCACUGGUUCUGGGCGUCCUGCCCACAAGCACAGCAUCAGUGUCCGCUCUUCCUCAAGGCGUCUCUGCAUCAUCACAUAUCCAUUGCUCAGACGGAUGAUCUGGUGUCUGGUAAGACGUCUUCAAGGGUUCACCCGCUGGACUCCAAAACCACCUCAGAUGUGCUCAGGUUUGUUCUGGAGCAGUAUAACGCUCUUUCCUGGCUCACCUGCAGUCCUGCUGCUCAAGACCGGCGCUCCUGCCUUCCUAUUCAUUUCACCGUCCUCACGCAGAUGUACAACGGCAUCCUCAAGCUCCUGUAGAUCUCAGACGGGAUGCAGAGCCAUUCCUCCAAGUACUUAAUGGAUUCGGGCAGCUGGUGUUUUCACAGGAGGAGCAGCCCUCAGAUGAGCUGCACCUCUGGACAGACUGCUAAAACAGGGAUGACAGCCACACACGUGUAAUGCUCCCCUGUCACUUCAUGCCAUAGAAAUCGUACAGAGUGUAAUGAUGAACUGUGUCUAUAUAAAAACAUCUCAGCAUCAUCACGUUUCUGACGAGUUCUCUUAAAAAGGCACUUUCAUGAUCCAACAUUAAAUUGAUAAACUUGAUAAGUAACGUCUGACACGUGUUCUAAAUGUUUAUCAUGAGAAAGCAACAUUUACAGAGAAUUAUUUUUGUCAAACGUUUGAAUCAAUUUAAUCAAGGCCUUUUUUCCAGAAUCAGAAUGUAAGCCUUGAGAUGAGAAAACAAACUCUAAUUUUAAAUGAUGCUGAAAUGCCAUAUUUACAGAUGAACUGUAUUUCUGAAUGUAUAAUGGUGUUGUAGUGAGCAGCUGUGCUCCGGUCUACAUCUAAAACACUUUCCAGAGAGACGACACAUUAUAAAACCUAUAUGAAUAACAGUGCAUUACUUUUUACUUUCUCUUAUGAAAUUUCUUCGAUCCUUUUCUUAUUUAAUAACUUAAAAUGCAGCACAAAUUAUAUUUAUAAAGCAUUUUCUGCUAAAUAAACUUAAAAAGGCAAUAGAGUUCAUUCAGCAUAUCUGAGCAUACAAUUUUAACUGAUAUGCAUUAUUUGCUAUUUGCUUUUUAACGAUGUCAAAUCGGUCCAUCGUCAGUGACUUGGUUGCAGAAUUUGUCCUGCGAUUUGUACUUUCCUGCAUGUUUUGUAAAUACACUUUUCAGCAGUGUGUUUUCAUAUUUCUUAAAACUGUACAUUUCGUGUCAGUUUGAUUCAUUUUACUCUACAUGACUCCUAUGAAGUUCUUUUUACUUUUUGCCUUUUUAAAGUAUGAAUAUAUACAGUAUAUAAAAAUGAAUAUAUAUAAAACAUUAUUGAAGAACAGCCAAGGGUGCGUUGCCAAGAUAUGACACUUACUAUACCAAUGACAGCAUUUGUUACUCAAUCAUCAUUUGAAAUAUCAAGCUGAUGUGACUCAACAGUGAUUUGUAUCUUUUACACAUUUCUAAGUAAAUGACUGACAAAUGAA